Messenger RNA from Cotesia congregata, 2292 nucleotides. Lineage: Eukaryota; Metazoa; Arthropoda; Insecta; Hymenoptera; Braconidae. The record is from the annotation of a GenBank genome assembly.
AUGCAGCGUGCUCAAGUGUCAAAUUCGCAAAGUGCUCUUCAAACAAAGUUUGUACCUGCUCAGAAAACGCGAUUGCAAUCAAUAAAAGAUUGUGCUCGGUACGUUUGGGAGAAACUUGUCAAACUAACGACGAUUGUGCUGCCGCCAAAUCUCGGUGCGAUGACAAUAAGUGUCAAUGCAGACAUCAACAUUUUGCCUACUCUGAGAUCGAAUGUAGACUGGCGAGUGAAUUAUUACUUAUGGCUUUUUUCCGCAUCUUCCAUAGAAAUGCCUUGUAAUGUAUCAAGUCACUGCCGUGUUCAUAUCAGCAACUCAUACUGCAUUGACAAAACCUGUCAAUGUACACGAAAUCACUUGCUGAGGAACGGAAAUGCAUGCGUCCCAGUGACAGCCUCGUAUUGUUCAACGACCGAUGACUGCUCGGACCCUGAAUCUAUUUGUAUUGAGAAUCGGUGUCAAUGCAGGACCAGCUAUGUGAUGCGGAAGUCAAAAUGUCUGCCAACAAAAUUGGCUGAACGAUGCAGUAAACAUUCAGACUGCUCCGAAGUAAAGUUUGCGAUGUGUUUAAAUGGACAAUGCGUUUGUAUUGAUAAAUUCUUCGCUGUCAAUGCAACAACUUGCGCAAAAGCUCUUGGUGGGAGCUGCAUUACCAAUAAAGAUUGUACUGUUAGAUUCUCUAGUUGUUUUGAACGAAUUUGUCAAUGCAAUCGAGACUACACACAAUAUUCCGAUAGUCAAUGCGUUGCAAUGGAACUAGGGACGACUUGUUUUGACAACAGCACUUGCAAUCUGAUAAGAAACGCGCAUUGCUUUGAGAAUCAAUGCAGUUGCAAGGACAACCAUGUUGAAAUAAAUGCAUUUACAUGCUCUCCGUUGCUCAACGCUAUCUGCUCCGAUGUCCUAGAGUGCGCUCCCACGAACUCGGUCUGCAUUGAUCAUAAGUGUCAAUGCAAGUUCAGUUACUUCAUGAAGUCCAACUACGAGUGUGUCUUAAUGUACUUGGAACAGCGAUGCAGAAUUGACAAGGACUGCAUUGACAUUCGCUUCGCAAAGUGUUCUGACGCUGGAAAAUGUGUCUGUCAUCAGAAUUACGUGCGAACUGGCCCAACAACUUGUUCUCCAACUCUGGGAGGUUACUGCACAAGCAACAGGGAGUGUGUCACUAUCAAUGCAGAGUGUUCCAGGUACCGAUGUCGCUGUUCCGCAGAAUACAUGCAGUUCUCUGUUAACCUCUGCUUACCUGUGUUCCUGGGACAGAAGUGUAAUAUGGACGAUGAUUGUAAUAAAAUAUCAAACGCUGGGUGUUUUAACAAAAAAUGUCAAUGCAGGCGAGGGUACACAAAGUUCAACCACGAGAAUUGCUUGCCUCUGAUUGGCGCAAGCUGCACGGAACAUAAAGAGUGUGCUGUCUACAAUUCUAAUUGCGUUAACAAUACGUGUCAAUGCUUGGAGACUUAUGUUCCACAGACUCAGUCCCAGUGUCUGUCGACUGCCCUUGACGUCAUUUGCUACAGUAACAAUGACUGUGAAAUUCUGAAUACACACUGUUCAAGGUUUCAAUUCUGCGUUUGUAAUAAAAAUUUCAUCGCCAUGGACAGUAAAUCAUGUGUUACUAUCCUGGAAGCGGAUUGUAUUACAAACGCAACCUGCACCACUGCUAAUUCCGACUGCAUUGAGAACAAGUGUCAAUGCAACCAAGGUUUUGUCCGAGGGCUUUACAAUGAUUGCGUAUCAGCCACGUUAGGCGAUGCCUGUGCAACAAAUCUUGAUUGUAAAAACAUACCAAAUGCAAUUUGCAUUGACAAGAAAUGUGCGUGCAAACUCGACACAUUCGCAUUGACCCCGUCAGCCUGUACCCACUUGUUGAACACCAAUUGCUCGUCUUCCGCCGAUUGCGGCAUCGACGCGUCUCAUUGCUUUGAGAAUAAGUGCCAAUGCAUUUCUGAUUGGACGGCAAUCACGGAUACGAUAUGUGCAAAACGUAAGUACAGGCUAUUUUAUUCGUUGGUCGUGAAAAAAGCUUUACAAAAUUGUUCUGCAGGUUUUGAGCUGUAUUAUUGUAACGAUGCACUUGAUUGCGGCGAACCGUGGCAUUCAAAGUGUUCCCAGAAUAGGUGUGUCUGCAACGCAAAUCAUAUGGCUGUCAAUGAACUGACUUGCUUGCCAAUUCUGGGUGGACCUUGCUGGAAAGAUGAUCAAUGCAUGACGAAAAACACACACUGCAUUGACUUUAAAUGUCAAUGCAAGCCCGGUUUUGUUUCUGUGGCUACAAAUAUGUGUGUGGCAAGCUGA